GCUUAACAGAGGGAAACAGAGAGAGAGAGAGAGAGAGAGAGAGGGAACAGAAAGAGAGAGAGAGAGAGAGAGUCUCGCCUACGAUCUCUAUAAUGAAAGCCGUGAUUCUCUGCAUUCACUAGCUGUGCUCUGAGGUCGUAAUCUCUUCCCCAAUUGAAAACCAAGCAGAGAGGAUCGCAACCUGGUUUGCAUGGAAUUUGAGCUUUUUUAUCUUUGAGAAUUGAAAGGUUUUUUUAAGUGAAUUUAAGAAGUGGGAUUAUUAAAAAUCGAGGUUUGCCUAAAUGGGUAUGUCUCAAACUGAUGGAAGAAUGGAGGGCUGGUUGUAUCUCAUUCGUUCUAAUCGGAUUGGGCUACAGUACUCAAGGAAGCGUUACUUUGUUCUUGAAGGUCACCAUCUCAAAAGCUUCAAAUCAGUUCCCACUUCUAACAAUGAGGAACCUGUUAAAAGUGCUAUUGUAGAUUCUUGCAUUCGGGUCAUGGACAAUGGGCGGGAGAGCAUUCAUAGAAAAGUAUUCUUCAUAUUUACUCUCUACAAUACUUCCAAUCACAACGAUCAACUUAAGUUGGGAGCAAGCAGUCCUGAAGAAGCAGCAAGAUGGAUUCAUUCCUUUCAGGAAGCAGCUUUAAAGGGUGGUCCAGAUCUAGGAGAUAAUGCCAUUAAUUGUUCAAAGAGCAGAUGGCGGUCCUUUAGAUUGAGUGGAUCUAGCAGGACAAGUCGCAUUAAUUCUAUAGACUGGACUCUUUUCCCUUCUACCCAAGGAGAUCCUUUGACAUCCGAUGUUGUGGCUCCUUCUUCUUGGACAAUUUUUGGUUGUCAGAAUGGUCUACGACUAUUCAAAGAAGCAAAAGAUAGGGAUUCCCAUGGGAAGUGGGACGAUCAUCCUGCUAUUAUGGCUGUGGGUGUUGUUGAUGGAACUUCAGAAGCCAUCUUCCAAACUCUCAUGUCCCUUGGUCCCUCAAGAUCAGAAUGGGAUUUCUGUUUCUACAAGGGCAGUGUGGUUGAGCACCUUGAUGGUCAUAAUGAUAUCGUUCACAAGCAGUUAUAUAGUGAUUGGUUACCAUGGGGAAUGAAAAGGAGAGAUCUUUUGCUGCGACGUUAUUGGAGAAGGGAAGAUGAUGGGACGUAUGUUAUUCUCUACCAUUCUGUUUUCCACAAGAAGUGUCCACCUCAAAAAGGCUAUGUCCGAGCAUGCCUUAAAAGUGGAGGAUAUGUAGUAUCACCAGUCAACCAAGGGAAACAAUCAGUUGUGAAGCACAUGCUUGCUAUCGACUGGAAAUUCUGGAAAUCUUAUCUACGUGCCUCUUCAGCCAGAUCUAUCACCAUCCGAAUGCUUGGCAGAGUUGCUGCAUUACGGGAGCUCUUCAGAGCAAAAUUAGGAUAUCCUUCCUCAGAUUUUUCAUCUGGAGAGUUGAUGAGAAAUAUUGGUUUGAAUCAGAGUGAGAUAGACAGCAGGUUUGACAACCGAACAAUAACCGGGGAUGGGAACAAUAGAGGAAAUUUAUCAGAAGAAGUGGAUAAAACACCUUCUGAGCAUGCUAGUCUUGUUAGCCUGAAUGAUGCUGCUGAUGAAUUCUUUGAUGUUCCAGAACCCUCUGAUCGUGAUCAAUCAGAAGGUGAUUGGAGUCCUGAUUUUCUUUCAGAGACAUGCUCACAGGAUGUACGUCCACCAAAGUUAUCAACUGCUGCUGGAUUUGUGAAAAAAUUGCACGAUCUUGCAGAGACGAUGCAUGCUGCAGUUCAGAAGCGUGGCUAUGUGGACUUGCAAGAGAUGGCAAGGGAAGAAAGUAUCUUGUGCUGUUAUGGGUCAACUCUUCCAAAGGAUCCAACUUGUACUUUGGCUUGCAGUUGGACAACAGCAGAUCCUGCUACAUUCCUGAUUCGUGGAAAGAGUUAUCUAGAAGACCAUCACAAGGUUAAGGCAAAGGGCACCUUGAUGCAAAUGAUUGGUGCAGACUGGCUAAGAUCUGACAAGCGUGAAGAUGAUCUUGGAGGACGUCCAGGGAGCCUUGUUCAGAAAUAUGCAGCACAGGGUGGACAGCACUUCUUUUUCAUUGUGAACAUACAGGUACCCGGUUCAACGACUUAUAGCUUGGCGCUAUACUAUAUGAUGAAUACACGACUAGAAGAUUCACCCUUGCUGGAGAGUUUUGUUAAGGGAGAUGAUGCAUUUAGAAAUUCGAGGUUUAAGCUCAUACCAUACAUAUCUAAGGGUUCAUGGAUUGUUAAGCAGAGUGUGGGAAAGAAAGCAUGCCUCGUUGGUCAAGCACUAGAAAUAAAUUAUUUCCAUGGGAAGAACUACUUGGAGCUUGGGAUUGACAUUGGGUCGUCCACUGUUGCAAGGGGUGUGGUCAGUCUUGUUCUUGGUUACCUUAACAAUCUGGUUAUUGAGAUGGCCUUUUUGGUACAGGCAAAUACACCAGAGGAGCUUCCAGAAUAUCUACUUGGUACCUGCCGGCUUAAUCAUCUUGACGCUGCAAAGUCAGUUUUAGUUAAACCGUGAUUACGUCCAGAUUUAUGCUUGUUUAAGGGAAUUAUUUUGUCCCAGUCCAUUUUUAGUUGUCAGAGAUAUAUCUCUGGGAAUUAUUUUAACCCAAUCCAUGUGUAGUUGUCAGAGAUCUAUCCCUGAAGUAGGGGUCAUAUAGUGAACACUUAAAAAAAAAAAAAAAAUUCAGGAUGCAUGAUCUAUGCAAAGAUACUUGCAGAAGUCAAUUCUUUCAUUCAAAUUGAAAUGGGUAAUGCAUGGUGCUGUAGAUAUCAUUGGGAUGGACUGUCAAUCUUUGUAUAGGCGGAAUUUCUCAUUAAUUUCCAUUCUUCUAAAUAGAUUUGUGAUUUGUUCACCUUUUUCA
Ziziphus jujuba (common jujube) is the source of this 2847-nucleotide messenger RNA. RefSeq names its product protein ENHANCED DISEASE RESISTANCE 2-like. The record is from RefSeq and is a predicted model, not a curated record. NCBI's taxonomy places the organism in Eukaryota, Viridiplantae, Streptophyta, Magnoliopsida, Rosales, Rhamnaceae. The transcript is spliced from 21 exons. Gene Ontology annotation, molecular function: lipid binding. The coding region runs from base 282 to 2501 and encodes 739 amino acids.